This is a messenger RNA of Hipposideros armiger (great roundleaf bat), 834 nucleotides long. RefSeq names its product ABRA C-terminal like (gene ABRACL). NCBI's taxonomy places the organism in Eukaryota, Metazoa, Chordata, Mammalia, Chiroptera, Hipposideridae. The record is from RefSeq and is a predicted model, not a curated record. Gene Ontology annotation, biological process: regulation of actin filament-based process. Bases 199 to 444 code for a protein of 81 amino acids. The transcript is spliced from 3 exons.
CCCCCACCCCCGCCCGCUCCGCCUCCGCCUCCUGCUGCACCCCAGCCUUUUUCUUUGCCUCAGUCACUUCCUUUCUCAGCCUCUUCCUCCUCGGUGCGCUUAAGAUAACCAGGUCCGGCCGACGCUGCACCAGUUUUUCAUUGGAAAAGAAAAGGAGGCAGAGCGGUGAGUCCCCUGGGACGAUGUGACCAGGCAGCAAUGAAUGUGGAUCAUGAAGUUAACCUCUUAGUGGAGGAAAUUCAUCGUCUAGGUUCAAAAAAUGCUGAUGGGAAGUUAAGUGUGAAAUUUGGGGUCCUCUUCCGAGAUGACAAAUGUGCCAACCUCUUUGAAGCAUUGGUAGGAACUCUCAAAGCUGCAAAACGAAGGAAGAUUGUUACAUACACAGGAGAGCUACUUUUGCAAGGUGUUCAUGAUGAUGUUGACAUUAUAUUGCUACAAGAUUAAUGUGGUUUGCAUAUCAUUGUUAAUUGUUAUUUUUUUGUUUCUGGUAAACUGGAAUAUUUUCAAGUAAAAGGACAAACAUAUGAGCAUACUUAAUGUAUUUUUAUAAAACUUUGUAAACGAAAGGAGACUCAUUUUAGAAGUCUACUUUUUUUAAUCUUGAAGGGAAAUUUAUGUAUCACACUGUAAAAUAAACAAAACCCAUUAUUUUUCUCAGGAAUCUGGAAAAUAUAGGCAUUAAGGCUUUUUUGGUGGGCAUGUGAGAAUGUUUCAUAAAUCAUUCUUAGACAAUUCCUAUAGAUAUUAGACAUUCUGUGAAAGCAAGCAGCAAAUGGAAGACCAACCCCCACAAGGAAUAGAUUAAUGUUUAUGUAAUAAAAACAUGUAACUACC